UUCGCUUCUUUGUUACAGUCGACAUCGAGUGAAAGAAAUAUCCAAAUAGAAGAAAGUAAUGAGCGAAAGUAAAGUUAUGGAGUCUCAGUUCUUUAAUCAAGUAAUGAAAAUACCUUCAGUGAAGUAUUCUUGGGAAUUCGUGAAGGAUUACUUCGAAGAAAUUCGAAAGAGAGAAUACCUUUCUAAAAUCUUUGAUGUUCUGGAUGUGAUCGUAAAGGAAGCCUAUGAAAGAAUGAAACCCUAUGUACAAAAAUUUGGAUCUUUGGUAUUUAAACUCGACGGAGUGGCUGCCGUGUGUCUACAAAGUCUAGAAGAAUACUUUCCUAUCAUUCUACGAAAUCCUAGCGACAUAAAGACCAGUAUAGUCUCCUACUCGUUAGACUACCGCUCGAUAUUGAACAUACGCUGUUACAUCAGUUCUGUUCUCGAACUUGCCGUGAAAUCUGUCGAAAGAAACAUCAUCCUUACCUCUCGUUACUUGCAGUUCUUGAUGUCUUUGUUUUUGCCACAGCUUCCAAACGAAGAAGAUCAAACUCCCACUACACGCCUAGGACGGGCAUCCAAUAUAUUCUAUAAGAUCAAUCUUCGCUUACAACACGUAGGAAAAGAUGAUGCAGAGAGUAAACUUCCAACUCCCUUAAAACCAGAAGACUUUCCUACCCCUCUAGGUAAAGCUGUUAUUGUGUUCUUCUAUGUUCCUGUUGUACUCUUCUACGAAUUCGUAUAUUUCAUGUACCAAAGUUGGGACGUUUGCAAUGCAUAGUUCCAGUACAUUGUUAAUUUGCUAAUAAAGGAUUGAUUAUUAAUCAAA
Molecule: messenger RNA, 811 nt
Organism: Centruroides sculpturatus (bark scorpion)
Lineage: Eukaryota; Metazoa; Arthropoda; Arachnida; Scorpiones; Buthidae
Exons: 5
Coding region: 59-763 (234 amino acids)
Source: RefSeq, a predicted model, not a curated record